AAUAGACUUUGAAACUGCCCUGCCUUUCCUGUGUUUACAUGUCAAACACAGAGGGAAACUGGGCCGAGUUUCUCUCUCCCAUGGGACUCGGCCUCUGCUGCUGGGAGGAGAGAAGGGAGGGGCCAGGUCCGAGCUGCACAGUCCCCGGACGUGAGAGAGCCGAGGAGAGCCGGCGGCUCAGCAGCUCUCUAGGUUGGGGGCUGCCCCCCUCCCCGGAAAGCACUGGGCACAUCUUGGAUGCCACUGCAUAACACAAGACUUAAUAACAGGCACUUGGAACCUUCUGGAAAAAAAUACCACUUCACAUAUUGUCUCCUCCCAAAGAGCAGUGAAGUGCACACAUGACUACCACAGUGAGGCUCACAGAACAUGUAACAAGAGAUGACCAAGGGAUGGAAGGAAACUAUGUCCUUUAUGGAUCUUCUUGUGCCCAAAUCACUGAAGAAACAGAAUACAUCAUAAAGAUCAGAUCCACACUAGCAAAGAUUCAAAAUCAGCAGCCUUUCCGAGUGCCCAGAAAUGAGCUGGAGGCUGAGAAGGACACGCUUAACUCCAGCUACAAUCUAACCAUGGAAAAGCUGAAAGAGACUGACCAGCAGCUCUUGCUUGUGAACAGGGAGAAUGAAAUACUGAAGAUCAAGCUGGAUGCGACAAGAGAAGCAGGUGCACAGUCUCUAAGACAUGCCUCGAAAAGCCUAUAUGAGAAUUACUGCAGUCGGUCUGAAGAACUUAAGAAAAAGCAUGAAGAUGAUAAACAGCUGAUGCAGGCCCGCAAACUUGAGCAAGAACAAAAAUUGAAACAAAAUCUAGAAAAUGUCAAUUGUGUAACUGAAAGACUCGAAGAAAAGUACAGCCGGAUUGCAGACAUGGAGAAACGAGUGCAACGAAUGGAAGAGGAAAAGAAAACAUUAAUAGAAAAAAAGCAGUCAUUUGAAGAGAAGCUUCUAUCAAACUCUGAAGAUACUAAGAGCUGUCUUGAUCUUCAAGUGGAGAUUUUCACUGUACAAGAACAGAUUUCUCACUUGCAGCAUGUGAUCCAGACCCAGCAUCAAAGCCUACGCAGUGCGAUACAAGAGAUUGAAGAACUGAACAACGGACUAGAAAACCAAGAUAAAAAAAUUAAGGCUAUGAAAGAAGAGAUAAAUAUGCUUGAAGCUCAGAAUAAAGAACUUAAAUACAAGGUGGAAUUCUGGUCUGGUCAACCCAAGAUUAAAGUUUCAAAAGGUGUCUCAACAAUUUCAUCCAGGACUGAUGGGGUGUCCCCCUACUCAAUGCUAGCUAGGCUACGGAAGCAAAAUGGCUAGAUGAAUCUAUCAGUGGUAUCUGUUUCCAGCUUCCUCAUAAGAACCUCUGUCUCUCUCUGCUAAUGACCCUCCAUUCAGUCCUUUUAUAUAUCUUGUUAUAACACAGCAAGCUUGGCCACCAGGAAUGGCACUUGGACAGAAGAGGAUUCAUUAAAUGAAUAAACAAAUUUGGAUUUUAGGCAAGAACUGAAGCGACAUUGUGUUCUUUAAUGGAUAGUCAAAGGACAGCAGCAUCCUGUGGACAUUGCUGAUGGUGAAACAGAUACCAUUGUAACAGCUUCUUACAUAUCGAAGAGUCCAUCUUCAACAAGCAUUUUAUGGGCCAUGAGGUACAUCAAACAAUAGUUAAGAGCAUAUUCAGGAUUAACAAACCAAAAUUUGUGUAAUUAUAUACAAAAAAAAUUGGUGUUUAUCAAAUUUUAAACAAUACUGUAAUGUAACUAAUAACUUUUUAAAAUCGAGAUGUUAAUUGUAAAAGGCUAUUUAAUAAAUUAUAUUUAAUCUUUACAUGUUAGCAUUUUAAAUUGAUCAUUUCUAAUCUAUAGAGUGUGUUGAUGUGUUUUUUUUAAGCUAUCAGAACACUAAUAGGGUAUUUGGGUUUUUAUAUAAGCAUUGGAUAGCUUCCUCUAAUGGUUGCACAAGUGAUGAUGUGCUAUGCAUGUUGAUUUUGCAGUAUUUUCAGACUUUGGGAAAAGUCUAAUUAAACAGUUUUAGGCAAAGCAAAAGCUUACAUGCUAUGGCACUUCAAUAAAUUCUGUUUUAUCUUCCAGACCGAUGACAUUAAACUGUUUUGCAAUAACCGUAUGUAGGUGAAAAUAGUCA
Molecule: messenger RNA, 2126 nt
Organism: Mauremys reevesii (Reeves's turtle)
Lineage: Eukaryota; Metazoa; Chordata; Testudines; Geoemydidae
Gene: CCDC68
Product: coiled-coil domain containing 68
Exons: 13
Coding region: 342-1304 (320 amino acids)
Biological process (GO): intracellular signal transduction
Cellular component (GO): intracellular anatomical structure
Source: RefSeq, a predicted model, not a curated record